This is a messenger RNA of Drosophila elegans, 2958 nucleotides long. RefSeq names its product homeobox protein B-H2 (gene B-H2). The coding region runs from base 342 to 2303 and encodes 653 amino acids. Gene Ontology annotation, cellular component: nucleus. Gene Ontology annotation, biological process: regulation of transcription by RNA polymerase II. NCBI's taxonomy places the organism in Eukaryota, Metazoa, Arthropoda, Insecta, Diptera, Drosophilidae. The transcript is spliced from 3 exons. The record is from RefSeq and is a predicted model, not a curated record. Gene Ontology annotation, molecular function: DNA-binding transcription factor activity, RNA polymerase II-specific; RNA polymerase II transcription regulatory region sequence-specific DNA binding.
CAGUUUCGGUCGAAAGCCAAAGGCGAGCGGUUGUUGCUCCGCUUUCAAACACACUAAAGUGCGCGCACAACAGCAGCAACAUUUGCGUUAAAACUCAAGUUGAGCUUAGAGAACUGAAACGAAAAACAAAGGCAACCUAGAGCCGGCUAAGAAAACGAGUAUUAGGAAUUAAUAAACUUGAAAAACAAACAAAAACAAAGCCAUAGGCUAGAACAACACCAGUGACAGCAGCAACAUUUGCUUUUAAAAUCAACAGAGAAGUGCUAAAAGUGUGUUUUAUUUUUUUGGGUGCAAAGUGCAGGUGCAGGUGCAGCGCAGCAGAGUCGUCGGCUAAACCACACAUGACCACAAUGCCACCGGAAAUGUCCGCAACAACGGCAGCUCCCGUUGGCAGUGCACCGAGUGCCACCGCUCACCAUCCCGCUGCCGUCGGCGGCGGACUGCCGCGUCCAGCCUCCCCGGCCGUCGGCAGCAACACCGGCACAACGGCAACGGCCACGACGGCCACGCGAUCCCGCUUCAUGAUCACCGACAUUCUGGCCGGAGCAGCGGCCGCAUCGGCGGCAGCAGCAGCUGCAGCAGCGGCUCUGGCAGCCGCCUCUUCGGGGCGUGGCAGUACGCCGGACUCGGAGCGGGAACAAUCACUGGUCGCCCAGCAACAGCAGCAUCAGCAACAUCAUCAUCAUAAUCAGCAACAGCAGCAGCAACACCAACAGCAGCAGCAACAUCAGCACGCUGCCCUGCAGCAAUACAUUGUGCAGCAGCAGCAAUUGUUGCGUUUCGAGCGUGAAAGGGAGCGGGAGCGGGAACAUUAUAGGGAACGGCAUUCGCCACCUGGAAACAAUUCCUAUCCCCAUCACCAGAUGCCGCCCCAUUUGCUAGCCCACUUUCCGCCUGCCCACUAUGCUGUGCUGCAACAGCAGCAGCAACAGCAGCAGCAACAGCAGCAGCAGCAACAUCCACAUCCGCAUCACCUGCAAAUUGAGAGGGAGCGAUUGGAGGCACUGCAUCGACAUGGUCACGGGUUACCAGGUGAUCCUGGGCAACAUUUGAGCCACCUGAGCCACCUGAAUCACCACCAGCAGCAUCAUUCACAUCUGCAUCAUCCCAUACACGAUGAGCGAUCCCGAUCGCCGCUUAUGUUGCAGCAAUUGGGAAAUGUCAGCGGCAGCAACAACAACAACAACAGCAGUAGUGCUAACAACAAUAACAACAACAGUGGUAGUGCCAACAGCAACUUAAACAGCGGCAACAGCAGCAACAACAACAACAACAACAACAAUGGCAGUGGCAACGGCAACAUGUUGCUCGGCGGUGCCGGCAGCAGCAUCAGCGGCGAUCAGGCCAGCACCAUCGACGACAGCGACAGCGAUGAUUGUGGCGGCAAGGACGACGACGGCGAGGAUAGUUUGAAGAACGGCAGUUCGGCGAACGGCGACUCCUCGUCGCACUUGAGCUUGAGUCUCAGCAAAAAGCAGCGCAAGGCGCGUACCGCUUUCACGGACCACCAGCUGCAGACGCUGGAGAAGUCCUUCGAGCGGCAGAAGUACCUCAGCGUGCAGGACCGCAUGGAGCUGGCCAACAAGCUGGAGCUGAGCGACUGCCAGGUGAAGACCUGGUAUCAGAAUCGCAGAACCAAAUGGAAGCGUCAGACGGCGGUGGGUCUGGAACUGCUGGCCGAGGCGGGAAACUACGCGGCCUUCCAGCGGCUGUAUGGCGGUGCAACGCCCUAUUUGAGCGCCUGGCCGUAUGCGGCCGCCGCUGCCGCCCAAUCGCCCCACGGCGCCCCGCCCUCCGCCAUCGAUAUCUACUAUCGCCAGGCGGCGGCAGCCGCCGCCCUGCAGAAGCCCGCCCUGCCCGCCUCGUACCGUAUGUAUCCGACGAGCAUGCCGCCGGGAAUGGGGCUGCCCGGGAUGGCCGGAAUGCCCGGCAUGCCCGCUCCCCCGCCCCCCGGUGCCGCGCCCAUGCUAAGCGGCUACUAUGCCGCUGCGGCGGCGGCGGCAGCUUCCGCUGGCGCUGCACAGCAACAACAGCAGCAGCCGCCGGCGGCGUCCCGCUCGCCAGCCACCAGCCAGAGCGCCAACAGCGAGGCGGACUGCGAGCGGACCAGCAGCAGUAGUCGCCAGCGCUUGGUCACGCCCAGUCCGCCUCUCAAUCCGGGUAGUCCGCCUGCGCGGGAGCGGCUAAACGAGGAGGAGGGGGAGCGGGACAGGGAGCGGGAGCGGGACAGAGAGCGUGAGCUGGAGGAUCGGGAGCGGGAGCGGGACGAGGAGGACGACGAGGAACUGGCCCUGGAGGUCUGAGGAUCCCCGAGAGAAACGCCUCCUUCUCACAGCUGGAUCUCACAAAUUUGUCUAAAGAAAUAAUAUAGGGGUGGUGUUCAAGACCUAUGAAUUAUGGUGGACAUCUUUUGGCAAAAGUUGUAAUUCAAAUUGUUUUUAAAAUACAACAGUAUACAAUGAAAUCAAAACAUGGACAAUGGGCUUAGAUUUUCAAAAAAAUUCAGCUGUGUUAAAAAUAAACGUUUAGUUUUGUUUAUAUUUUUCUAAAAAUAAAAUCCUUUAAAAACUUCUUAAAUUAAAAAAGUAUCCAGCAAUUUUACAAAUAACAAUUCAGGAUUUUUCUGAAUUUCCUUGAAGUUAAUAAUGUGACUGUUAUUUUAACACAGCUUAAUGUUUGCUAAGAAAAGGGAAAAUCAUCUCGGAACUGCCACUGAAAUUGUAUUUAAAAGUUCUCCAUAAAAUAAAAAAGUUUGUGGUAAAAAUAAUUCACCUAAAAAUGUAAUUCAAAAUUGUAAAAAGUCAACAAAGAAAUAAGUAUAGAAUUACAAAAGAAGUAACAGUAUUAGACAAGCCCCCAUGUUCAUCUGUCUUUAAGAAUAACCCCCAGUAAUUGUGAAGAAAUAUAUAUAUAAACAUAUAUGUCAACCAUUUUUUUUCUAUAUUUAAUUAAACCUAG